This is a messenger RNA of Ostertagia ostertagi, 294 nucleotides long. The record is from the annotation of a GenBank genome assembly. Lineage: Eukaryota; Metazoa; Nematoda; Chromadorea; Rhabditida; Trichostrongylidae.
AUGCCGACACAGCCGACUGAGGCAGAAAUACUGUGGAAGGCUCUGAUCGUCAUUGCCGCUCUCACUGAAGGAAAUGGCAUUGCUAAUGUAAGUCACAUCGACAUCACAAAUGACACACUGGAGCCUGUCUACGAACUUACUACUGAACUACCUCUCAAACCAAGGAUCAGUAGUUUAAUUGCGACAUCCGUGGUAGAUCUGAGCGAAUACGUACGAACUGGGACCGACCAUUCCAUUGUGCACAUCGAGUGGGAAACGAACACCGAAAAUCUGGACGAGUACAGGUAUAGUUAA